This is a messenger RNA of Branchiostoma belcheri (Belcher's lancelet), 1212 nucleotides long. RefSeq names its product arylacetamide deacetylase-like. Gene Ontology annotation, molecular function: sterol ester esterase activity; triacylglycerol lipase activity. The transcript has 5 exons. Gene Ontology annotation, cellular component: membrane; cytosol. NCBI's taxonomy places the organism in Eukaryota, Metazoa, Chordata, Leptocardii, Amphioxiformes, Branchiostomatidae. The record is from RefSeq and is a predicted model, not a curated record. Bases 1 to 1212 code for a protein of 403 amino acids. Gene Ontology annotation, biological process: triglyceride catabolic process.
AUGUCUGUUCUCCUUGUCGGCCUGUUUACGGUUGCUGCAGUCCUGUGGAUAUUGAAGUCUUUGUUCGCCUGGCGAUAUUCCUUUACUCGACAGGAUGGUAUACAAGAACCGGCAGAGAUUCAACGUGAUUUGUUGAGAGGAAAAGUUUUCAUCGACAUCGCAAGUGUUGUUGAGUUUUUUGGAUUGACAACCACUCUGAGGCUUCAGAGAGCAUUUGAUCGAAUCCUGUUGCCCAAACAACCAAAAGACCCAGCCAUCAUUAUAACAGACACAGCCUUUAGUGGAGUCAAAGUCCGCUUAUAUGAACCCAAGGACAAACAAAAUGGCGGAAAGCUACCGGGACUGAUCUACUACCACGGAGGGGGGUGGUGUACCCAGGAUGUUGAUAGCCUACAUCACGUGACCCUUCACCUUGCGAAGGCCCUAGGAGCAGUGGUGCUGUCAAUUGAAUAUCGACUUGCCCCAGAAUAUGUAUUUCCGGCCGGUUUGAAUGACUGUGUGACGGCAACCAAACAUUUCAUUCAGAAUGCCGAGAGGUUCUCCGUCGAUCCAGCACGAAUCGGGGUUAUGGGAGACAGUUCAGGAGGAAAUCUUGCCACGGCCGUUCUCCUAAAACUGAAUGAAGAAAGCUUCAAACAUUGUUUGAAACUCCAAGUCCUUAUCUACCCUUCCACUCAACUUUUCGACCUCCAUACCCCGUCUUUUAUAAAGCAUGGCCACAUAGAUAAAUUCAGGCUUUGGUAUAUUUCAAGGUAUUACUCGAAUUACCUCGCUGGAAACGAAUCCCUCAUUGAUGGAUUCAUGAAGAAUGAUCAAGUUUUAAAUGCAAAGGUAAACCUUGGUGAUUGGCUGCACACGUAUUUACAAAAUUUCUUUGAACAAAGUGAACUGGAUCUGUCUCAGCUUGGUCCUUUUCCAAAAAGUGUCUUGCGUGGUAUAGGGGCUUCUCCUGGAUAUGAAAAUGUCUUAAAUCCUUACGUUUCGCCUCUGAUGGCCUCAGACGAAAACCUAAAGAAACUUCCAAAGACGUUCUUGAUGAUUUGUGAGUUUGAUCUGGUAAGAGACGAGGGGAUUCUGUACGGGAAAAGGUUGAGUGAAGUAGGGGUAGAUGUUCAGUUGAAGUACUAUCCGUUAGGCUAUCAUGGGAUGUUGUUUCACUCUGACAUGGAAAUGGCACAUGAUGUGGAAGGCUAUGUAAAGAAAAAUCUGUGA